AUGGCGGGCGUGCAAGCAUCGGCGGUGCUCCGGGCCGGCAGGUGGCUCCUGCCGCUCACCAUCCCAGUGUGCUGCGUCGUGUGGAUGCUCCUCGUCUUCUCGCCUCCGACGCCCGAGCUCGAUGCGGGCCACCGCCAGAGUUUCCACGUGAGCGUUGGGGAGACCGUGGGCGCGAUGGAGCGUCGGGGCACGCCGCCGGUGGCCGAGCGUGGAGAUGUCGUACACGCGUCACCGCCGCCGCCGGAGCGUCUAGCGAGAACAAAAACGCCACCGUCGUCGCCUCCAGCGGCGCCGGAGAGCGAAGAGACCAUUGAAACGUCUCCGCCGCCUCUGGAACGCCGACCAAGAGCACGACCUUCGCAACCGCUGCCGCCGGAGCGUGAACAGAUCCUUGACGCGUCGUCACCGCCGCCGCCAGUGCGGCAAUCAAGAACAAAGAUUCCACCUUCGCCGCCGCUGCCGCAGCCGUCUGAUCAACGAUUGGCGAGGGCGCAGAAGAAGCCGGCAGCCGUGGCCGACAGGUGCGCCGGCCGGUACAUCUACGUCCAGGACCUGCCAAGCCGGUUCAACGCCGACCUACUCCGCGACUGCCGGUCACUAUCGGAGUGGACGGACAUGUGCAGGCACGUCGCCAACGCCGGCAUGGGCCCGCGGCUGACGCGCACCGGCGGCGUGCUCCCGCCCACGGGCUGGUACGACACGAACCAGUUCACCCUCGAGGUCAUCUUCCACAACCGGAUGCGGCAGUACGGCUGCCUCACCACCGACGCCUCCCGCGCCGCCGCCGUCUACGUGCCCUACUACGCGGGGCUCGACGUCGGCCGGCACCUGUGGGGGUUCAGCAACGACGUGCGCGACGCCCUCGCCGAGGACCUCGUUGGCUGGCUCCGGUCGUCGCCCGCGUGGGCGGCGCACGGCGGGCGUGACCACUUCCUCGUCGGCGGCCGCAUCGCGUGGGACUUCCAGCGCGAGGACGGCGGCGAGUGGGGCAGCCACCUGCUGUUCCUCCCGGAGGCGAGGAACAUGACGGCGCUCGUGCUCGAGUCCGGCCCGUGGCACGUGGGCGACGUGGGCGUGCCGUACCCGACCUACCUCCACCCGUCGCGCGCCGCCGAGUGCGGCCGCGGGCGGCGCAGGGACUGCUACGCCCCCGGCAACGUCAUGCACCAUCUCAAGAGCGCGGCCUUCUGCCUGCAGCCGCCGGGGGACUCGUACACGCGGCGGUCGGCGUUCGACGCCAUGCUCGCCGGCUGCGUGCCGGUGUUCUUCCACCCGGGCUCAGCUUACACGCAGUACAGGUGGCACCUGCCGGCCGACCACACCAGGUACUCCGUGUUCGUGCCGGGGGACAGCGUGCGCAACGGCACCGUGCGCGUGGAGGACGCGCUCCGGCGGUUCGGCCCGGCAGAAGUGGCGGCGAUGAGGGAGCAGGUGAUCCAGAUGAUACCCGGCAUCGUGUACAGGGACCCGAGGGCUCCCUCCACGGGUGUGCAGUUCAGGGACGCCUUUGAUGUGGCCAUCGAUGGCUUAAUCAGGAGGGUCAACAGUAUAAAGCGGGGGCUGCCUCCACGGCCGGACGACGAUGACCUGCGCCGGUGGGAUGGCUAUUUUGACAUGCGGUGA
Miscanthus lutarioriparius is the source of this 1623-nucleotide messenger RNA. The record is from the annotation of a GenBank genome assembly. NCBI's taxonomy places the organism in Eukaryota, Viridiplantae, Streptophyta, Magnoliopsida, Poales, Poaceae.